AUGGCCAGCUCAGCAAUCAAAAUGGCAAACCCCAACGCCGAGGUGCUCCGCCGCGGCGACGCACUGGCGAUGAACAUCCAGUCGGCGCGCGGGCUGCAGAACGUCCUGCGGUCGAACCUGUCGCCACGCGGCACGCUCAAGCUGCUGGUCGACGGGGCCAACCAGCUGACGCUGACGAAGGACGGCAAGGUGCUGCUGAGCCAGAUGCAGAUCACCAACCCGGUCGCCGUGAUGAUCGCCAGGGCGGCGACGGCGCAGGACGACAUCACGGGCGACGGCACCACCGGGCUGGUGCUGCUGGUCGGCGAGCUGCUCAAGCAGGCGGCCGUGUAUGUCGAGGAGGGCGUGCACCCACGGGUAAUCACCGACGGAUUCGACGCGGCCAAGGCCGAGGCGCUGCGGUUCCUUGACACGUUCCGCGUGAAGAUGGAGAUGGACCGCGAGGUGCUCUGCUCGGUGGCGCGCACGGCGCUGCGCACGAAGCUGCAGGCCGAGCUGGCCGACCAGAUGACCGAGGCCAUUGUCGACGCCGUGCUGGCGAUCCGGCCAGCCGACGGCGGGCCCAUCGACCUCUUCAUGGUUGAGAUCAUGAAGAUGCAGCACCGCACGGCAACCGACAGCCGGCUCGUGCGCGGGCUCGUCAUGGACCACGGCGCCAGGCACCCCGACAUGCCCAAGCGCCUGAAGGACGCGUUCGUGCUGACGCUCAACGCGUCGCUGGAGUACGAGAAAACCGAGGUCAACUCGAGCUUCUUCUACAGCUCGGCCGACCAGCGCGACAAGCUGAUCGAGUCCGAGCGGCGGUUCGUCGACGACAAGCUGCGCAAGAUCGUCGACCUCAAGAACACGGUGUGCACGGGCGCCAACAAGGACUGCGGCUUCGCCGUCAUCAACCAGAAGGGCAUCGACCCGCUGUCGCUCGACAUCCUCGCGAAGAACGGCAUCUUCGCGCUCCGGCGCGCGAAGCGGCGCAACAUGGAGCGGCUGCAGCUCUGCUGCGGCGGCACGGCGCAGAACUCGGUCGACGACCUGUCGCCGGCCGUGCUGGGCCGCGCCGGGCUGGUCUACGAGCACGUGCUGGGCGAGAACAAGUACACGUUCAUUGAGGCCUGCCGCGACCCGCGCUCGGUGACGCUGCUGAUCAAGGGCCCCAGCAGCCACGUGCUGCAGCAGAUCCAGGACGCCGUACGCGACGGGCUGCGUGCCGUCAAGAACGCCAUUGAGGACGGCGCACUGGUGCCUGGCGCCGGCGCCUUCCAGGUCGCCUGCAGCCAGCACCUGCUGCGGCCGCAGUUCCUGCGCACCGUGCGCGGCAAGGCGCAGAUGGGCGUCAAGGCGUUCGCCAAGGCGCUGCUGGUGAUCCCCAAGACCAUCGCCACGAACGGCGGCUACGACCCGAUGGAUGUGCUGGUGGCGCUGGAGGAGGAGGUCGCCGACGGCCAUGUUGCCGGCAUCGACCUGAACACCGGCGAUGUCCUGGAUCCGGCGCAGGAGGGCAUCUGGGACAACUACCGCGUGCUGCGCCAGCAGCUGCACUCGUGCGCGGUCAUUGCCACGAACCUGCUGCAUGUCGACGAGGUGAUGCGGGCUGGGCGCGCGUCGAUCAAGGCGCCCAACCCGGGGGAGGAGUAA
Kickxella alabastrina is the source of this 1632-nucleotide messenger RNA. Its product is annotated as T-complex protein 1 zeta subunit. The record is from RefSeq and is a predicted model, not a curated record. The transcript has a single exon. Gene Ontology annotation, molecular function: ATP-dependent protein folding chaperone; ATP binding; ATP hydrolysis activity. Gene Ontology annotation, biological process: protein folding. NCBI's taxonomy places the organism in Eukaryota, Fungi, Kickxellomycota, Kickxellomycetes, Kickxellales, Kickxellaceae. The coding region runs from base 1 to 1632 and encodes 543 amino acids. Gene Ontology annotation, cellular component: chaperonin-containing T-complex.